AUGGACGAGAAUAUCGGUCCCAGCCAUGAGGGCCCAGUGGCCGGCCUGUCUGCGAGUGCGGCGUCCCACCUCAUGACCAGCUUCGCCGCCUACGAGCCCAUUUCGCGUGCCACCACGCCUGGCCUGCCCUUUUCCAAGUCCGAAGAUGACGACAAGAAGCGAUACCGACCCCGAACUUUUGCAUACUUUCAGCUGCUGCCAUUCGAGGUCGAGGAGGAGGCCCAGCGAGAUGCUGCUCUCCAGGGCAUCCUCAAGCAGCUGUACAUUGCCAUCCAGGCCGAGGACUUCUCGCCCGGUGCGCUGCACUGGACCAGAGAGCUCCAGGGAUGGCUGAAUCUCAAGUUUGAGAUGACGAGGGAGCUCAGAGCAAAGUUGGCGAAGCUGUACUACUCGCUGGCGCUGGCUCCCGGCGUUGAUGCCAGUGCUGCAGAUCGCUUUCUGCGCAUGGUCCUCACCCUCACGAGAAAGAAUCACUAUCUGAAGCCUGGCGAAGACCUGACUCUCGACUGGAGACCACUUUGGGGAGAGGUCAAGGCAUGGGCCCUGCCCUCCGAAGUGGCAGCGCACCAGACGAACCGAAGACGAUCUGCGAAGCAGCUCUUGAAGCUGACCGUUCAUGCUCACACAUACUUCGACCCCAAAGAUAGGCUGACAAUGCUGCAAGAGUUCUUGCCCUACUUCAGCACAAACGAUCUUCAAAACGCUUUUGUGGUGGUGGGGGCUCUAAACAGCCUUUUGCCCAGCCAUCCUGCCCCAGAGUCUGAAGUGGGAUCGCACCCGGCCAACUUCUUCCCGACUCUCUUCCAUUUGUGGUCCUUGGUCAAUCGAUCCAAAGUCGUCGAUGUGGCCUUUAUCGACCUGUUUUCUCGGAUAGCGAGAGAUCACAGCCACUGCUCCUACGUCCCCUUUGGAGAACACGGCAUUUUCACAAAGGCUCAAUCUGACCUCAUCUUUACAGCAAUUCUUCGGUUGACUCAGAUCCCGGUUGGGCAAGCCAACUCUCCUUACACACCUCUCGACUACAUGGCUGGAACUGGCUUGUAUUUCGAAAAGGAUAAGAAGAAAUACCCAAUUGCCUAUAUGAUAGCUCGACUGAUCGUAAGCUCUUUGUCUCCCGCCUGCUGCGACCAUGAAGAGUCCAUCAUGUCGAGUUUGGAAGGUCUGAUGGAUUCCAUCGAUACCUUCUUCCACCCCUCCAACCAAGGCAACUGGUCAGGUAUGCUCGGCCAACUUGUGCUCUAUCUGACCGAUGGAUUUGUGUCUCGGUGGAACCGCGAACAGAGCUCGGAGCUAGAUAUCCCGUAUGAGCGAAAGAUCAACGACGCCUUGAAAAAGCGAUUCGUGAACUCGCUCAAAGAAGUCACCUUCAUGGGCCUGUUCUCGAAGAGUACUCGAGUGGCGCAGUGCUAUUACAACACGCUGCAGGGGCUGGCUUAUCUUGAGCCUGACCUGGUCCUCCCAGGAGCGCUUCAACGCUUUUACCCAAGUCUUCAGGGCUUGGUCGAGGUUCACCGGACUACGUCUAGUUUGAACGGCUUACAAAUGAUUGCCAACAUCAUGUCAAAGCUGAAGGGUUACCGCUGUCACAUCACAGCCUUGCUGGCCCUGGCUCUUCCUGGAAUUGAUGCCAAUGAUCUUAACAAAACACAGUACACUCUGCACUUUAUCCAGGCAGUGGCAUACAGCAUCCCCAUCGUUCCGCUCACGAGCGGCGAGAGCCAUAUUCACGACACGACUUUGGCCAUGGAGUGGGUACAGGGCGAGAUGGACCGUAUGGAGCUUGAGGGCCAGAAUGUUAAGAUUGACUACAAUUCUGAGCUCAGCGAUGAAGAUGAAUCAAACAUCCUUCGGUCUUCGACUGCUGGAUUCGGGGAAUUCAUCAUCACACUCUUGGGCAAAGUUUUUACUCUGCUUGAGAACCUCCCCGAUGCCAACCAGGUUCGUGGAGGAACACCAGAGGAUAGCGUUGUCAAUGCCCUGCCGGCUGCUCUUUCUCCGCUGUUUGCAUCCAUGUCUCCGGAUCUUUUUGACAUUACCCUCGAAAAGAUUGCUACUUUUGUCGCCUCACACGUCGUCCACCAAGCUCGGGACGCCAUGGCUUGGAUUCUCAAUGCUCUUUGCAAAGUCAACCCAGAGAAAACACUCAAGGUGUUCAUCCCCAUGCUUGUGGUCAACAUUCGAAAUGAAAUCGAUUUCAACCACGCAGCUUCUGAUCGUACCAGCGGGACAGACUAUUUGCCCAGAGAUCGGGCUCUUGUAUGGCAUGUCACCAUGCUCGCCAUGGCUGUCGUGCACGUUGGCCGCGAGGUUCUCAACUACAAGGAUGAGUUGCUUGGAAUUGCACAGUACAUGCAAGAAAAAUGCCGAGGCCUGCCAACUAUCCUUGUUUCAAACUAUAUUCAUCAUUUGUUGCUCAACCUUACCCAUACCUACCCCAUCGAUCAUGCCUUGUAUGAACCCGACGUUAUCAAGAGAGGGCUUGAUGUCACCGACUGGGGCCAAACAACUGCUCCCGCUAACCUUACCAUCAAGUGGCACCAGCCGUCUCCGCCAGAGAUUGAGUUUGCAGUUGAGCUUUUCGCCUCACAGACCAAGUCAGCCGCUGAGCAGCUAGAACUAUUGCUGAGCGACGAUCCUCCGGUGAGCCGAAAAGGCAAGAACAAGGAGUGGUCCGAUGAAGUUUCUCGGCUGAUGCAACAAAUUCGACUGGUUACAAGCGGCAUGGCCACCAUGUUCGACCCCAAGCGAGCCUCAGGAGAGAUUACCAAGACAGAUACUGGGAAUGCCGAUGUUGUCAUGGACGUCGAUGUCGAAGUGGAGUCAGAAGAUGUCAUGGUAGACGAUGAACCCCUUGCGGAGGUAUCUGAAGACGAAGAGUUGCGUCCUCAGUACAGAUACAAAGCUGGAUAUCUGCUUAGCCCAACUGACCCUGUGUAUGAGCGAAUCCACGAUUUGAGAGAGCAGCUUGGUCAGCUGCUGACGAGGGCGCACACCUUCUUCACCCAAAACGAACCGGAUGAUGUCGAAUGCUUCACCACGUUAUACACUGCAUACCGAACGUGGAUUACAGACGUGGGCAUCGAGCGAUCGGCCCAUCCGCUAGAACGACACUUGCGGCUAUACAAGUGCGAUAUUGCUGCCUUCAAGAUUAAGGGUCUGAGAAAGGUUUAUCCUCGACCUUUGCUCAUCAAGCGUGCAGAGGCAUACCAAAUGCUGCGCAUGAAGCACAAUGCAUCGGCUCGACAGAAGAGCGAAUUAGACAAGCGUCUCUUACUGGACCUUGCACAGUCGUGUCUCUCUUCAUACGCAGACGUCCGCCGCGUUGCACAGAGCUCGCAGGACUCUUCACUCAAGGUGCUUAUCGGUGGCAAACCUCUGGUUAUCCCCGUCCUCCUGGACGGCUUCAAGAAGGCUAUUGAAGAGAAUGACCAUGACAGGAUCAAAGGCGCCAUGUAUUCCCUGUUUUUCACGUCGCUUUUGAGAACACUGACCAGAGACUGGAGAUUUGCCCCUGAUGCGAUGCGCCUCUACAUAGAGACAGCAGGCAUCGACAAGCCAUCCAUACAGAAUCUUGGAUCUUCUGCCAUCUAUUCACUGAUUGAAUUUGGAAAGUCGUUUGAACGAGCCAGUUUGGUUGAUGACGCACUGGUAAACACAAUCAAGCCCGGCGACGUAUCUUCUGCCAUCCGCAGCCGCCACCAAUUCAUACUGAACAGGCGCAAAAGAGUCGAGACUUCCAAGGCGAACCUCGGACUGGAGCUAACGAAGCUGGCAAAGGGGGCUCAUUGGAAGAUUGCGACACGGUGUGCCGUCUUUGCGACCAACCUGUGCCUUCGGUUUGACACAAUCGCCCCAGAAGAGUUUGUCGACUUGGUAGCGACUGGAACAAAUGACCCGCAUCCGGGUCUGAGGAAUUACUUUCUCACUGCCUUUACUUCCCUGUUCACUACUAUCGAUAUGCGAGCUGUCUAUGACCAUGAUUAUCGCAACUACCUGUUGGAAAAGGAGGUGGAGAACAGAAACAAGAUUCAGGUCCCGGUGGACAAGGGCAAUGCUGAGUUCACAAAAAAAUUUCUGGACGCAUUCGAAGCGCCUCCUGAGGAAGCAGAGUACAUGGUGGACUUUGACCAUCCUGGAUGGCUGGUCUGGGGCAAGAGCUUUACUGCGUAUCGCGCACGCCCCAAGCAUUUCGACAGCUAUGACGACGCUGAACGAGCUGUGCGCGACCAGGUUGGCAAGAUCUUGACCAAGGAAUGGUUUUCAAAAUGCUUCGAGUACCUCAAGCAAGAGCCUCGAGACGCUACUAAUGACAGAUUCCGCAUGAACAAUGUCUACCUGCUAAUGCACGUGUUCGAUCUGAUGCACUAUGGUCGAACAGCUGCCACUUUGGAUGACAUCAAGGAGCUCACCAUGGAAAUCUAUGGCGACGGCAACGAUAAGCACCAGCAUCGUGCGACUGCAGAGAUUAUCGGUGCGCUGCUAGGCGGGUCCAGCGAUGAUCCGCCGGAAAUACGCAGUAGAGUUUGGGCAUUCGCUGCGCCAGUGUUGCUCAAGGUCAUUGAUGAAGCUCUGACGCCAGAAAACUUGCAAUAUUGGCUUACCUGCCUUCAUCUUAUCCUCGACUCAAAGGAUCCACGUCGAUCUCACGAGAUUGUUGAUGAGCUCAAGUCAUUCCGACUUGACAUGACUUCCAACGCUGCUUUCAAGGAGUCUUCCAAGGUCCAGCUGCUAGAGUUUGUUAUAGCCGAUGCUGGAUGGCAUUUCCGUCACGAGAAGCCGAUUCUGGAAGAUUUCUUGGCUCACAUAGACCACCCUUACAAAGCUGUGCGCGAAGCUAUCGGCCGUGUUCUGUCUGUAAUCUACAAGACAAGAUACUACGAGGCUUUUGAGAAUGUGAAUGCUCUGUUAGAGGCCAACAAGCAGGCGUCAUCGAUUGGACUUAGGCCAUAUGAACUAUCUGAUGAGCUGAAGACUACGAUGAAGGACGUAUUCGAUCGACUCGAGAAAUGGCGCCUUGAGCGAGUGCCAGGACAACAAGAUCAAUCCGCAUACACGUGCGGAUCCAAGACUGUACUGGUGUGGCUAGAUUGUACGCUAUCAUCGCAUGAAUGCACCCAAUUGGUGCCAUUCUUUGCAACUCCGUUCAUGGACCAGCUUCUACACAUGAUGGAUGUCAAGGAAGACCCGGAGCUUAUGAAGGUCGCAUACCACGUAUAUCGACACCUCCCCAACAUUCCUUUCCGUGACGGGGAAGAUGCUCAAUUCAUUGAUGGGCUUGUUAAAAUCGGCAGAACAGCCAGCAGCUGGCAUCAGCGACUGCGAGCUCUGGUCAAUAUGCAAGUCAUUUACUUCCGCCGCAUCUUCCUGACAGAGGAGCGAGAGCGGGAUGUCUUAUUUAACAAUGUGUCAGACAUGCUUGGCGACCCUCAGCUUGAGGUUCGAGCAUGUGCGGCGACGACGCUUGCUGGCAUGAUCCGCUGUUCUCCAGGCCGCAUCCGAGAUCCCCUGAUUGUACGCCUCAAGCGUCGCUUCGAGAUCGAGCUGGACCAAAAUCCGAUGCCCAAGCGUGGCCCUAAACUCUCUGGAACUGAAACACCCGUCGACAUCCACAAGCAGAUUAACAGGAGACACGCUGCGGUCUUGGGUCUGGGUGCCUUGAUCGAGGCUUUCCCGUACGCCACACCGCCACCGAAAUGGAUGCCAGAGGUCCUGGCCACUGUGGCUCGACGAGCUGCGGGCGACCCAGGAGUUGUUGGCAAAGCUGCCAAGGGAAUCCUCAGCGAAUUCAAGAAGACGAGACAGGAUAGCUGGACUGUUGAUCAAAAGUAUUUUACUCAGGAUCAACUAGAGGACCUGGAAGGAGUUUUGUGGAAGAGCUAUUUCGCUUAGUUACAUCUAUUUCCUUUCCCAAGAAAGGCAUGGAAAGGAAGCUGUUGGUAAUUGUAGACAUGGUUCAACUGCAGAUUUCUAGGGUUCGGCAUUAGGUUUAUUGAAGAGUAUGUUGCUCUUGGUAGAAAUAGGAUCUCGGAAAUGGGCAUAUAAGGCAUGGGGUUGGACGGGACGGGACGAGUUCACCGCUUUGAGUAGGAAGAGGGUAACUGUAUAGGCUUUCUGUUCCCCUCAUGCAAGGAAGACCUUUUUCACUUUUGUUCUCCCCACUCUUGCGCUUGUGGAUGAUUUAUGUAGGCAUUAGUUUGAGAGAAGUGAAGGGAGAUUGAUGCCUGG
Molecule: messenger RNA, 6225 nt
Organism: Trichoderma atroviride IMI 206040
Lineage: Eukaryota; Fungi; Ascomycota; Sordariomycetes; Hypocreales; Hypocreaceae
Biological process (GO): proteasomal ubiquitin-independent protein catabolic process
Cellular component (GO): nucleus; cytosol
Molecular function (GO): proteasome binding; peptidase activator activity
Source: RefSeq, a predicted model, not a curated record